AUGGCCGCCGAUGAAGAAAGGCGCGCAGCGCGUAUCAAAGAGCUUGAUGAGCAGAUCGAGGCGGCCGAGGCACGAGUACAAUCCCUCCAGUACCUCCUCAAAGUGCAGAUGGCCAACGCGCUCUCGAUCCAGUACUCGUACGACCGCGCAAGCUCCCAGGACAGCGCGCACGAGCAGCUCGAGAAGCUGUGCCAGAUCCACCAGGCCCGCAACCAGCAGUGCCUCUACCGCAUCUGCGCCGGGGUCACGGCCUUCAAGGUCGCCGACCCGGACCCCAACGCCGUGGAUCAGGGUAAAGUGCUGGGGCUCCGGUUCGAGGUCAUGUCCAAGUCGCAGUUCAUCCACCCUUUCUUCGUCAUGCUGAACCGCCCCUGGCUCCCCGAGCACCUGCCCCCGCCGGACGAGGAGGUCGACGGCCGCCCGCCCAAGCAAGACCUCGCCCACUUUGCGCGGACCUUGCGCCAGGAGCUCGUGUGCUACCACAAUCGAAUCGGGGCCAUUGCCGACCUGCGCCGCGACAUUGGCAUCACCGGAAACGAGGGCGUGGACCAGGAAGCGCAGUGGCUCGUGGACGUGAGCGCGGCGGACUCCGAGGCCAAGCAGAUUAGGCUGGAGUGGUCCAAUGGUCGGACGGGGCGGGUCGUCAUGGACGCCGAUGGCGUGGUCAAGCAGCUCGUCGUGUUUGGGCCCGAGGGGCGGGAUAGGGAGACGAUGAGGGCGUUGUGGUCGGACAACUUGCGCAUCGAGGACUUUUCGGGGAAGCUUACGCAGCUACGACAGAAGGAAUGGAGGCGCGAGCUGGAGCUGGAGAAUGAGCAGGAGCAGGAGCGAGAAACCGAGAUCUUUUCCGAAUCCGAGGCAUAA
Molecule: messenger RNA, 864 nt
Organism: Parascedosporium putredinis
Lineage: Eukaryota; Fungi; Ascomycota; Sordariomycetes; Microascales; Microascaceae
Source: the annotation of a GenBank genome assembly